UCCUUCUGCCUCUCAUCUUCCCUUUUCCAUUUUCCUAGUACCUCCUACUGCCUCCUCUCAACCACCCUUGCGUGUUUCUUCAUCUUUCCCCGUGCUUAUUAAAAAAUGUCCUGUCACACACACACACAGGCUUCUCUUUGUUAUUAGACAUUUAAAAAAUUAAUUCUUGAUCAUUCAACUUGAUUAUUUAGACAUUACUGUACAGACAUCUUUUCUCGUUUAACACCACAUCAUGGCUGUCUGUCCCUCUAGAUCCACACAGGGAGAUUUAACACAUGCUUAAAGUCUUCAUAAUAGUCUUUAAAGAUUAGCCACACUGUUCCCACUUAACCCUACCUCCCAGGUAGGGUUCCCCCAGUAACACUUUCACACAUAACUUAUUUACUGUUCCUUUUACUUCUGGAAGAUUCCGAGAGGAAAGAUCGCUGGGUCAAAGGUCACGUGCGUUUUCAAUUUUAAUAGCUAUUCCUGGAUUACUUUCCCAAAGGGUUCUAACAACUCGCAUUGCUCUCAACACGUGUGAGAGGGUCCUUUGCUCUGACAGGUCUUCUGAAAUACUUGCUCAAUCGUUACUUAGCAGGGGAUUGUAACGGAUUUUUUUCUUUUUCUCUUUUGAGACGGAGUCUAGCUCUGUCGCCCAGGCUGGAGUGCAGUGGCGCGAUCUCGGCUCACGGAUUUGUUUUUUUAAAGAACAUACCCUUUUAUAUUUAAAUGAAGGAACUCAUUGAUGCACCGAGGCGAAAGGAACAUUUAAUUAAGCCUGUCUUCCUCUGCGGAGUGAUCGCUUUUGUCACUUGUUCGAGGGGUGGGGGCUCCCGUCAGUUGUCCCUGUUUCUGUGAGACGUCUACCGAAGCCCUGGCUUGGCUUUAACCUGGCUUGGCUUUAACCGCUGAGCGGCUUCAACCGGCGGCGUCCAGCUGGCUCCGCCAGCGCUGCCGCCGCCCUCGAGGCUCUCUGACUGAAGGCGCUCGGAGCAUCGCGAAAUUAGGGGCUCCUGGUCCCUCAAACAUCCAAAGAAGCCAUUUUCAGGGCCUAGGGACUGGCCCCCCGCGAGCCGCCACAGCCCCCGCCCGCGAGCCGGGCCGAACGCCCGAACUCACGAGCUCCCGAGCUCCCGUCGGGCGGCGGCCUCACAGCUGGGGGCCCUGAGGCGGAAGGCGCAGCCGCUCAGCUGCGGGCCGGGGGCGUGGCGAGGGCGCACAGGUUCUGUUUUUCGCCGGCCCGGGGCCGCUUUCGGUUUCGUUUCCCGCCGGCGCCUCCACUCUGCGAGAGCCGCCCGCCAGCCAGCGUCCGCCGCCGUCCGCGUCGAGCCAUACGCGGUCCGACGGGCGCAGGCACAGCGGCCAUGGCCCAGGCCGGCGUCGUCGGUGAGGUGACCCAGGUGCUGUGCGCGGCCGGGGGCGCCCUGGAGCUGCCCGAGCUGCGGCGCCGCUUGCGGAUGGGCUUGAGUGCCGACGCGCUGGAGCGGCUGCUGCGGCAGCGUGGCCGCUUCGUGGUGGCGGUGCGGGCGGGCGGCGCCGCCGCGGCCCAGGAGCGCGUGGUGCUGGCCGCGUCGCCGCUGCGCCUGUGCCGCGCGCACCAGGGCUCGAAGCCGGGCUGCGUGGGGCUCUGCGCGCAGCUGCACCUCUGCAAGUUCAUGGUCUAUGGCGCCUGCAAGUUUCUGAGAGCCGGGAAGAACUGUAGGAAUAGUCACAGCUUGACAACCGAACAUAACCUGAGUGUGCUGAGAACUCAUGGCGUUGACCACCUGAGCUAUAACGAGCUAUGCCAACUAUUGUUUCAGAACGACCCCUGGCUUUUGCCAGAAAUUUGCCAACAUUACAACAAAGGAGAUGGACCCCAUGGCUCUUGUGCCUUUCAAAAACAGUGCAUCAAGCUCCAUAUCUGCCAGUAUUUUUUACAGGGGGAAUGCAAGUUUGGCAAGAGCUGUAAGAGAUCCCAUGAUUUCUCUAAUUCUGAGAAUCUGGAAAAAUUGGAGAAGUUGGGUAUGAGCUCAGACCUGGUGAGCAGGCUGCCUUCCAUUUAUAGAAAUGCACAUGAUAUCAAGAAUAAGAGCUCUGCCCCCAGCAGAGUGCCUCCUCCUUUUGUCCCACAGGGGACUUCUGAAAGAAAAGACAGUUCAGGUUCUGUGUCCCCAAACACUCUUAGCCAGGAGGAGGGUGAUCAGAUCUGUCUGUACCAUAUCCGGAAAAGUUGUAGCUUUCAAGAUAAGUGCCAUAGAGUUCAUUUCCAUUUGCCGUAUCGAUGGCAAUUCUUGGAUAGAGGCAAAUGGAAGGAUUUGGACAAAAUGGAACUUAUCGAAGAGGCAUAUUGCAAUCCCAAAAUAGAAAGGAUCCUGUGCUCUGAGUCAGCCAAUACCUUUCACUCUGAUUGUCUGAACUUUAACGCCAUGACUUAUGGUGCUACCCAGGCUCGCCGCCUCUCCACAGCCUCCGCUGUCACCAAACCUCCACACUUCAUCCUCACCACUGACUGGAUUUGGUACUGGAGUGAUGAGUUUGGUUCUUGGCAGGAAUAUGGAAGACAGGGCACAGCGCACCCUGUGACCACUGUCAGCAGUAGCGACGUGGAGAAGGCCUACCUGGCCUACUGCACACCGGGGUCUGACGGCCAGGCAGCCACCUUGAAGUUCCAGGCCGGAAAGCACAACUACGAGUUAGAUUUCAAAGCAUUCAUUCAGAAAAACCUGGUCUAUGGCACAACUAAAAAGGUUUGCCGCAGACCCAAAUAUGUGUCUCCCCAGGAUGUGACGACCUUGCAAACCUGCAAUACCAAGUUUCCAGGCCCGAAGAGCAUCCCAGACUAUUGGGACUCCUCUGCCCUGCCAGACCCAGGCUUUCAGAAGAUCACCCUUAGUUCUUCCUCGGAAGAGUAUCAGAAGGUCUGGAACCUCUUUAACCGCACGCUGCCUUUCUACUUUGUUCAGAAGAUUGAGCGAGUACAGAACCUGGCCCUCUGGGAAGUCUACCAGUGGCAAAAAGGACAGAUGCAGAAGCAGAAUGGAGGGAAGGCCGUGGACGAGCGGCAGCUGUUCCAUGGCACCAGCGCCAUUUUCGUGGAUGCCAUUUGCCAGCAGAACUUUGACUGGCGGGUCUGUGGUGUUCAUGGCACUUCCUAUGGCAAGGGGAGCUACUUUGCCCGAGAUGCUGCGUAUUCCCACCACUACAGCAAAUCCGACACGCAGACCCACACAAUGUUCCUGGCCCGGGUGCUGGUGGGCGAGUUCGUCAGGGGCAAUGCCUCCUUUGUCCGCCCCCCAGCCAAGGAGGGCCGGAGCAACGCCUUCUAUGAUAGCUGCGUGAACAGCGUGUCUGACCCAUCCAUCUUUGUGAUCUUUGAGAAACACCAGGUCUACCCGGAGUAUCUCAUCCAGUACACCACCUCCUCCAAGCCCUCGGUCACGCCCUCCAUCCUGCUGGCCUUGGGCUCCCUGUUCAGCAGCCGACAGUGAGUGCACCAGAGUGUUCCAGGCCUUUCGCCUGCUCUGCCUUGAAAUGGCAAUUUGGGCCUUUCCUUUUCUUUUUAAACAGAAAACUUUUAAUGAACUAUUCAUUUAAUGUUGACCUCUCAAUGAAGUUAUAUUAUUAAUCUAUUGCUAAUAAUGAUUUUUACUUUUAAGUCACUUUUGGGCUCACUAGUGGACUAACCAGAAGUGAUUGUAGUUGAGUCCAGUUUUUGCUUUUUAAUAAUGUGUUGAAGUUUUAGUUUUUACUCUUUGUUGACUUUGCUGCUUAUUGGCACCAGGGACAGAGUUUCUAGAUACAAUUUUAUGGAUUGGUUUUAAUUUUUAUGAGUUUGUCUCUGCAGUGAUUCGGUUUUUCAGAGUCUCAUGGCAUCAUAGUUUUACCAGAAUGACACAGUAGCCACUGGUGGAGGACAGCCCAGGGGUGGCAUAGUCACUUCCGCCUGUUGCUCUGACACCAACCCAGGCAGCUCUGCUGUGGCUUCUCCUGGGCUCUGGCAUUAGUUGGUCUGUGUCACAUUGUCAGAACAGGUGGCUGCUAUGUGGUGCCAUCGAGUCCCUGCUGGUUCCCCUUGUCCUGGUAGGGUCACCCAUUGCCAAAGGAAGUACAUCCACUUGGCAGGUGACCUGGAGGAGUAGCUUCCCCGAGGACCCCCAGGCUUGGCCUGUGAGUGCCCAAACCCACAUUUCCUAAGCACACUGGACACCCUCUGAAUGCGGGUUUUAAUAAACAUCCCCGUGAGAUUGAAUACCUGUGCCACACAUGUCACAAAAGAGUAUGGAAAUAAAAGAAAAUUUAUCCAAAGUGGAUGAAGACUGAA
This is a messenger RNA of Macaca mulatta (Rhesus monkey), 4285 nucleotides long. RefSeq names its product poly(ADP-ribose) polymerase family member 12 (gene PARP12). Gene Ontology annotation, molecular function: NAD+ poly-ADP-ribosyltransferase activity; metal ion binding. Gene Ontology annotation, cellular component: nucleus. NCBI's taxonomy places the organism in Eukaryota, Metazoa, Chordata, Mammalia, Primates, Cercopithecidae. The record is from RefSeq and is a predicted model, not a curated record.